This is a messenger RNA of Cucurbitaria berberidis CBS 394.84, 2084 nucleotides long. RefSeq lists its product as uncharacterized. The record is from RefSeq and is a predicted model, not a curated record. Bases 131 to 1972 code for a protein of 613 amino acids. NCBI's taxonomy places the organism in Eukaryota, Fungi, Ascomycota, Dothideomycetes, Pleosporales, Cucurbitariaceae. The transcript has 4 exons.
GCCACCCCAACAGCAGCAGCAACAGCAACAGCAGCAGCAAGAGGUUCCCUACUACUCGCAGCACCACCAGAGCCCGUACAGCACCAACAGUGCGCCAAGCAACUAUUCCUCGUCAGAAACGCCAGAGCUCAUGGCCGCUGCGACUAUGAAUCGAGCGGGCUAUCCCCCAAUUUCAUACCACACGCCUCAGUCAAACUCACCUGCAUCUGUUCAAUCGCCACAGCACGACCAGCAUGGACGGCCAAUCUAUGGACAGCCGCCAAGCCAGAUGCCCCAGUCAAUGUACUACACACCGUACGCAUCGGCGCCAGUAGCUCAGCAAUCACCCUACCCUCAGCAUCCUUCAAGCGCCCCCCAGCAACCCAUGGCGACGCAAUCGCUGUUAAUGUCUCAGCAGCAAAACCAGCACAUGCAGCACCAGCACCAACAUCACCCGCAAACCCCUGGAAUGACCGGAAGCCCCAAGUCGAGGAUGUCACAAACGCCUCUUCAGCGGCCACCAUCAGGACUUGGUCCCCCACAAGCCCCGCCUCAAGGUCCUCCAGGUGGUGCGCCCAACAUGCACGCAGGCCCUCCUGGAGGGCCCAACGUGAACCCAAAUGCUGCGCCUGGUCCUAUUCCUGCCACUACCCCACUUGUUGUACGGCAGGACCAGAACGGCGUGCAGUGGAUUGCUUUUGAGUACUCGCGCGACAGGGUGAAGAUGGAGUACACGAUUCGAUGCGACGUGGAGUCGAUCAAUGUCGACGAGCUUCCCCAGGACUUCAAGACGGAAAACUGCGUCUACCCACGCGCGUGCUGCGCCAAAGACCAAUACAAAGGCAACCGGUUACACUACGAAACUGAGUGCAACACCGUCGGCUGGGCGUUGGCGCAAUUGAAUCCAUGCCUGCGAGGAAAGCGCGGUCUCAUUCAGCGAGCAGUCGACAGCUGGCGGAAUAGCAACCAAGACCCGCGGCUGAGGAGCCGACGCGUGCGGAGAAUGGCCAAGAUGACGACCAGGAAAGCUCAAGCAGCUACACAUGGUAACCACAUGGCUGGGCCAGGUGGACCAGGUGCUCCUGGGGUGCCUAAUUCAGCCGGCCUAACAGCACCCCCUCGACAACCAAACAUGGGCAUGGGAGGUCCCCAGAUGCACCAUCACCACGAUGGUCCACCUCAUGGAGGAGCGGAUGAUGUUAGCGCCAAUGACUACGGUGAAUCGCAAACUCAUCAUCACCAAGCGCCAAACGGACAACCCUCGCCCAGCGAUGUGCGACAAACUCAGAACUUCUAUCCUACUUUUCCGUCAAGCGACUCUGUGGCCGGCUCGAGCGGUAUGCCGCCCAUCCACGACGGUCUACACCAUCCUCCGCCCCCGCCCCAUGCCGCGGGUGUCCCCGUAAUUAAGCAGCAGCCGGAUCAAGACGAGGAAGAGAGGAAACUAGCCAUGUUUGGCGACCUACCUGAGUCGAAGCGCCGCAAAUUCAUCCUUGUAGAUGAUGCGCAGCGUGGGACUAGAGUGCGAGUACGCGUUACCCUCGACACCGUAAAGAUGGAGGAAAUGCCAGACUCGUAUCGCAAAUCAAACUCGGUAUUCCCACGCAGUUAUUUUGCCAUGCAGAUGACUUCGCCACCCGCAAGCCCCCGCGGCAGUAAGGUCUUCAGCGACGAGCCUGACCUUGAGAACGACCCCAGCUUCCCUUUGGCAGGUUCUACCAGUGUGCCAGUGCCAACUAUGGACGGUGAAGUCCGUGUCCCGAAGCCGCGCCUGACGCGCGCGAAGCGUUCGAAGGAAAUCACUCUCAACGAUCUCGGCUACCGCAUGAGUUGGAGUCAAAGCCGUGUGUUCGCUGGGAGAACUUUGUUCCUGCAAAAGUCUCGCCAAGAUGUCACGCAAGUCGCGCCCCAUUUUGAGACGCGCGUGGGCAAGCGGCGGUGGAACGAGAGAAUCGAGAGACACAAGAGGACGAGGCGCGACGGCUCGCCUUAAGAAGGUCUCCGGCCACAAGAACCGAAUCUGAUGCCCCGGUUGCAGACAACCGUUUUUUUCGGUGUGCCCGCUUUUCCGGCACGCACUUGCAGGGAGCCCCUACGAACGACCG